GUUCCUGGGUUCCCUUCUUCUCCACAUCACCCCAUUGCUCCGCCCCCACAUCCAUCCCCUUUGCCCUACCCUCUGCGGGAUCCAUCGAGGCGGCGGCGGACGAGUGACGGGAGACGGGAUGGGGAGGAAGGGGCUGGACUACGAGGACCUCAACGAGAACGUCAAGAAGGUCCAGUACGCCGUGCGCGGGGAGCUCUACCUCCGCGCGUCCGAGCUCCAGAAGGAGGGCAAGAGGAUCAUCUUCACCAACGUCGGAAACCCGCACGCACUCGGCCAGAAGCCACUCACCUUCCCCCGCCAGGUUGUGGCGCUCUGCCAGGCCCCAUUCCUGCUCGAUGAUCCCAACGUCGGCCUCAUCUUCCCCGCCGAUGCCAUCGCACGGGCCAAGCACUACCUUGCCAUGGCACCCGGUGGAUUAGGUGCUUACAGUGACUCUCGGGGUAUCCCUGGAGUUAGGAAGGAAGUUGCGGAGUUCAUCCAGAGGCGUGAUGGGUACCCAAGUGAUCCAGAGCUUAUUUACCUGACAGAUGGUGCCAGCAAAGGUGUGAUGCAAAUGCUCAACGCCAUUAUCAGAAACAAUAGGGACGGGAUUUUGGUCCCUGUUCCACAAUACCCGCUUUAUUCUGCUGCCAUUUCCCUCUUUGGUGGUUCUCUCGUCCCAUAUUAUUUGGACGAAGAGGCUAACUGGGGACUUGAUCUUGUCAAUACCCGGCAAUCAGUGGCAGCAGCACGGUCAAACGGAAUCACUAUUCGAGCAAUGGUGAUAAUCAACCCAGGAAACCCAACUGGCCAAUGCUUAAGUGAAGCAAAUUUAAGGGAAAUUCUGAACUUCUGCUAUCAGGAAAAUUUGGUUCUGCUUGCAGAUGAAGUUUAUCAGCAGAACGUUUAUCAAGAUGAACGUCCGUUUAUAAGUUCAAGAAAGGUUUUGUUUGACAUGGGUGGUCCAAUAAGCAGGGAAGUUCAGUUGGUUUCUUUCCAUACCGUGUCCAAAGGUUACUGGGGAGAGUGUGGACAACGUGGCGGGUACUUUGAAAUGACAAACAUUCCUCCCAAGACAGUCGAUGAGAUCUACAAGGUUGCUUCGAUUGCGCUGAGUCCAAAUGUUCCUGGUCAGAUAUUCAUGGGGCUAAUGAUGAGCCCUCCUAAACCUGGAGAUAUCUCAUACCCGAAGUUUGCUACUGAAAGCAAGUCCAUCCUUGAUUCUUUGAGGAGGAGGGCUCAAAUAAUGACCGAUGGUUUCAAUAGUUGCCGAAAUGUCGUCUGCAAUUUCACAGAAGGAGCUAUGUACUCGUUCCCCCAGAUACGCUUACCGCAAAGAGCUAUGGAUACAGCCAGAAGCGCUGGCAAAGAACCCGAUGUUUUCUACUGUCUCAAGCUUCUGGAAGCCACCGGAAUAUCCACUGUUCCAGGCUCAGGUUUUGGUCAGAAAGAAGGGGUGUUCCAUCUUCGGACGACCAUCCUGCCAGCAGAGGAGGACAUGCCGGCCAUCAUGGCGAGCUUCAAGAAGUUCAACGACUCAUUCAUGGAGCAGUACCAAGAUUAUUCCAAGCUGUGAUGUGAAGAGAAACAACAAGAAUAUUCACUAUAAUGAAAUGCUGCUAUUUUCUAGCAGUAAUUAAAGUUAAAAAUUAGCUGUAAGCUGUAACUCUGGUGAUGGGUACUCGUUGCUGUGCUUGAUAUGUAUAGGGAAACAAUUCUAUGGGUCAAUAUAAUAUUCAAUCAUACUGUAA
This is a messenger RNA of Lolium rigidum, 1730 nucleotides long. RefSeq names its product glutamate--glyoxylate aminotransferase 1-like. Bases 119 to 1555 code for a protein of 478 amino acids. Gene Ontology annotation, molecular function: glycine:2-oxoglutarate transaminase activity; L-alanine:glyoxylate transaminase activity; pyridoxal phosphate binding. Lineage: Eukaryota; Viridiplantae; Streptophyta; Magnoliopsida; Poales; Poaceae. The transcript is spliced from 12 exons. Gene Ontology annotation, biological process: photorespiration; biosynthetic process. The record is from RefSeq and is a predicted model, not a curated record.